This is a messenger RNA of Aplysia californica (California sea hare), 479 nucleotides long. RefSeq names its product histone H1.2-like. Lineage: Eukaryota; Metazoa; Mollusca; Gastropoda; Aplysiida; Aplysiidae. The record is from RefSeq and is marked provisional. Gene Ontology annotation, cellular component: nucleus; nucleosome. Gene Ontology annotation, biological process: negative regulation of DNA recombination; nucleosome assembly; chromosome condensation. Gene Ontology annotation, molecular function: nucleosomal DNA binding; structural constituent of chromatin; double-stranded DNA binding.
CCAUCCUCAAGUACAUCAUCGCCAACUACAAGGUCGGAGACAACCCCACCGCCAUCAACGCCCGCCUCAAGACCGCCCUGAGAGCCGGAGUCAAGGCUGAAACCCUGAAACAGUCCAAGGGAACUGGCGCCGCGGGAUCUUUCCGCCUGGGAGAGAAAUCCGUGGAGAAGAAGAAGCCUAAGAAGGACAAGAAACCCAAGGACAAGAAGAAAUCCCCCAAGAAAACCGUCAAGCCCAAGAAAGCUCCUGGUACCAAGAAGACACCAACCAAAUCCAAGAAGACUGGUGACGUCAAGAAAGUUACCAAAAAGGCCACCGGUGCCAAGACGAAAAAGGCCACCACCAAGAGCCCGGGAAAGAAAAACUCUCCUGCCAAGAAAUCGACAGCUGCCAAGAAAGUGGCCAAGAAAGCCGCACCCAAAACCACCAAGCCCAAGAAAGCUGCUGCUACCAAGAAGUAAAUUUACUUCUCAGCUCUU